GGUGCAUGCGAGCUAACAGACGACCAGGGUGAGUCUAGUGAAGAUCCUGUGGGCCAGAAUUUAUCCCAAGCCGUCCGUGCGUUUCACCCGCAGGCAUCGAUGUACAGGCUCGAACACACCAGUUGUGAUGUCUGCAGAGGUCGAGUAGUGUAAGAUAUGUGGGGAUUCUGCUUCAAAACGCUAUACAGAAGUGCGCGGUAGGUUGAAACUGAAAGGAAGCGGAUGAUAAGGGACGAAGAUGACGAUAAUGAACGCGAAGCCGACAUAGUCCUCGUGCCGAUCAUACAAGUUCAUGGACCGUGUGCCGUUUAAUCUACUUAGCUCGACACAUGAGCAGUCAGCGAUCGAACAGCUAGUAAGGAAAGUGAUGUUCGUCCGACCGACGCGUGGCGUCUUCUCACCUCUGCAACGCGAGGUUGCCUACCUUCCACGGCAUGCGAGCUCGAACGGUUUCACCUUACGCCUGUAUCCUCCACGAAACAGGCGUCGCGCGCCUAGUCAAGACUGUCGAGGGAAGGCGACGAUGUGAUCUGAAAGGGCCGACACGAUUUCCAAUUUCACAAUGGGCGAUUCGUUUACAGGAAGAGUUCAAAAGAAAAGGAAAGAACCGACGCAAAGAAGUACCUCCGCACAUCAGGUCCUCGCUGCCUCCUUCAAAGAGAUCUCCCUGCCGCGAUGAGGUCGAGGGAGCGAGACUCCAGUUCCAAGGUCGCGGAAAAUGUCGUCGUGCUCCACAGGCGAAAGACGGCCAAGCUCUCGGACACCAUAUGAGACCACCAGUAUUUCUGAGCACGAUCAACGGUGUCGAUGCUGGAUCUAGCUCUCGUGGUCAACAAAGGACCAAAAAUUUGGAACAGAGGCCGAGUCGAGGCGCGACAUCUAGACAACGGGCCCAAGCACCAGUCUUGAGGCAGAGUUCACGGCCACAAGAAAUGUCGCGAGAGAAGGUCCAACAAGGGAGAAGCACGAGAUACCACGGCCCUUCUAACAGACCGCCGAGACAGAACGAAGUCGCCAGCUCAACGAGGCAGGUAUCGAACAGCCACUCUUCCAGGAACACCAUCCAGCAAAGACAAGUCCACCCACCUCAGCUGGUUGAACGGGAUAGGCGAAGCAGCACGCGGAACCGGACUUCGAAAGGGCCGGGAAUUCGAAGCAGGCGCGGACAACCACCACUCAGCAAUCGCGUGCUGGACAAAUUCGACCAUGUAAUAGAGGUCAUGAAGCGCACGGAUAGAGGAAACUCACAAUCUCCUAUAUGAGUGAACCAAAGCGGGCGGUGAUGGUUUCAGAAUUACGGAAUGUGCAGAGUUGUGCAGGGAUGUGAAGGAUUGUGCAGAGUUGUAAAGGAUUGUGGCAGGCUUGCGUGUAAUGCUAUUGUUGUUGUGUAUUUACAGGUUCCAGACGACAACACGGCCAUCGACGCCACUGGUACUGAUUUGACUGACUGAGUCAAGAGAACCAGCAUAUGCGCGGACAGUGCUGAUAGAGUUUUGGUGUACAGUCUUCAGUUGAGUAUCGUCGAUAACCUUGC
Messenger RNA from Aureobasidium subglaciale EXF-2481, 1534 nucleotides. RefSeq lists its product as uncharacterized. Lineage: Eukaryota; Fungi; Ascomycota; Dothideomycetes; Dothideales; Saccotheciaceae. The record is from RefSeq and is a predicted model, not a curated record. Bases 435 to 1262 code for a protein of 275 amino acids. The transcript has a single exon.